Messenger RNA from Brassicogethes aeneus, 2355 nucleotides. Lineage: Eukaryota; Metazoa; Arthropoda; Insecta; Coleoptera; Nitidulidae. The record is from the annotation of a GenBank genome assembly.
AUGUGCGAGCCGCAGUGGGACGCUUUGGCCGAGAUCUACCUGAAAAAGCAAAACAAUCAACCGGAAAUCACCUGUUUGUGCAGCAGAGUUUUUAUUCGGAAUAAGGACGUAUACAAGGUAAACACUUUUCAAAGCGAGUUUAGUGCAUCAGAAGAGGAAGUGCAGAAUGAAGAGGAGAUUCUGAGUGAAUGCAACUCUUUACCGACCAUACAACGUACGUCAAGCAAGCCCGAGAACGAAACUGAGACUCUCAGCUGCUACUGCAGCGCCUCUCACACCGACAACUUUUCCACGGACGAACACGACAGCUUGAGAGACGCCUACGAAAACAUCUCGCUGAUAAAAGGUUUGCAAUCGAGCGACAGCGGCGCCGAUUUGACCGAAUUCCUGCGUCACGAUUUGGACGCGGACUGGCAAAAAUUCUGGUCGUUGAACGGCGAAAAGCUCAUAUGGGAAUCGUGGAUCGACAAGUACAGCGCAUACAUUAACCCCGACUAUCUUCACACGCAAGAUAACACUGAAAAAGGAUCCAGACAGCCAUUGGUGCCGGACAAGUUUAAAUUCGACGACAAAGAUUUGGCAACGUACACCUGCGAAGUAAUCAAAUCCGAUUCGUCGAGCAUUAACAGUAAAAAAGUGCGCGGCGUUUUGAGUCGCGAUUUGUCCGGUAGCGACGAGAAAAUCGGCAACGACGUCUCCGAAGGGUGGAACCCUUUGUCACCGGCAAGCGUAGAAUGCGAAACGGAGGUGGAGCGGCUUCUGAGUUCUCGUUGCGGCUCCCAGGCGAGCAGUUCCCUUCGCACUGUUGACUCCAUGACAAACGUCACUCGCAUGACGGUAUCUUCGAUAGAUUUGAGCCCGAGUUCCGACAGCUUCUCAUCGGUAAGUUCCGCGCAAAGCUCCCUGAGCAGCGAAGAUUCCGAGGAGGACUACCAAAAUCAGUGGAACGUUUUGUGGAAAAAACAUUACGAGGAAGAGUACACCGAGCAGUACAACAAGUUUAUGUCGUCUAUGCUCGAUGCGGGUGAGGUCACAACGAGUAACACGAACACCUUCUUGAAGAGUCAAGCGAUUCUGCCCAAGAGAAACUUCCUGAAAACUUUGGCCUCCAAGGGGGAGUUCUCCUUAUUGUCCGAUACUUUGGGCGAGCUGUUGAGCUCGUUACACGUCAGCACGGAAAGCAACAUGGAGGAGGAAAAAUUGGCCAGCGGUUCGGAAGACAACAACGAGCAGCAAACGAUGCUCGCAAUGGGUCUUCCCGUAUCUUUCGGCACGAAAAACAACCCCAAACAAAAACAAGACCCCAAGUUAACCUCGACGGACUCUUUCGACGCUUCCCGCAGCAGAAUCAAGGCUGCCUUUAAUCUAAUAGGUAUCGAAUACCAGGAAAACAAUGACGAACGUUACGGUGGCAACGUGGAUUACAAGUUGAAACACAUCAGGCUUCAAAACCGGCACUUAAAGUUGAAACCGCAAGCGAAGAAGGCCAAACACACUCGCUAUGAUGAUGACGGCAACGUUGUGGAGGAGGCAGAGGUCGACGAAGCUGAGCUAAAUUUCCAAAGCAUUUUGGAGGACGACGACAGUUCCGAUAACGAUUUAAUUUCGUGCGAGGACGAAUUCGCCUCGACGGAGACCAUAACCGCAAAACUCGAGGAGACGAACCAGGACGCGAAAACGCCCAAAAAAAAGAAACGCAAAAAGAAAUCCAACUUGCCGUUGGAGAUCAAGGAGAAUGCCAAGCUGCGGAAGUACUGGCACCGCCGCUUUUCCCUCUUCAGCAAGUUCGAUCAGGGCAUCAAACUGGACGAGGAAAGUUGGUACUCCGUGACGCCGGAAAUAGUGGCCAAGCACACCGCAGAAAGGUUAAAAUGUGACGUCAUCGUGGACGCUUUCUGCGGAGCCGGCGGAAACGCCAUACAGUUCGCCAAAACUUGCCAACAAGUGAUCGCAAUAGACAUAGACGCGAAGAAGAUCGAGUUGGCGAAAAACAACGCCGAGGUUUACGGCGUUGCCGAUAAGAUCGAGUUCGUGGUGGGGGAUUUUUUGACCCUCUGCAGCGGUUUGAAGGCCGACGCGGUUUUUAUGAGCCCCCCUUGGGGGGGACCCUCCUACCUGAGCAUGCCCGUCUACGAUUUGGCAACAAUGCUGCAGCCCGUGCCCUAUGCGGAAUUGUUGCAGUGCGGCAUGCGGAUUUCGCGGAAUUGCGCGGUUUUCUUGCCCAGAAAUAGCAAUACUCAUACCUUGAUUUCCGAGGCAGGACCCGGCGGUAAAGUGGAAAUCGAGCAGAAUUUCAUCAACCAAAAACUCAUCGCAAUUACAGCUUACUACAGUGAUCUCAUUAGGGAAAAAUAA